Phaeodactylum tricornutum CCAP 1055/1 is the source of this 2052-nucleotide messenger RNA. RefSeq lists its product with no specific name. The coding region runs from base 1 to 2052 and encodes 683 amino acids. Gene Ontology annotation, molecular function: RNA binding. Gene Ontology annotation, cellular component: nucleus. Gene Ontology annotation, biological process: mRNA processing. The record is from RefSeq and is a predicted model, not a curated record. NCBI's taxonomy places the organism in Eukaryota, Bacillariophyta, Bacillariophyceae, Surirellales, Neidiaceae. The transcript has 2 exons.
AUGUCGGAUCCAUCGACCCGACGUGUAGCCUAUGUGCCCCGCCAUAAGCGCAAGCAACAGUCGACUCGGUUGCAUGGGGCUUUCGCCGGCGGGUUUUCGGCUGGAUAUUUCAACACUGUAGGUUCCAAAGAAGGGUGGAAACCCCAACUUGAAAACGACGUUAAUGAAAGCGGUGAUAUCCAGCCUGUAGUACAGCAGCGACCAGAAGACUUUAUGGACGAACAAGAUCAUGACGAAUGGGGUGGACCCCUCGCAUUGCAAGAUAGCUAUGCCGAAUCGAAAACAUCAGCAUCUCGUGCAACUAAGCCUCUGGAUAUUCUGUGGACCGUCGAUGUGCCUAAAAACGUCGGAAGUCAACUCCUGCGUCGCUUAGGUUGGAGAGAAGGAUCGACGUCGGCUUAUAUUUCAGAUGAAGCCGACACGCUGCACGAUGCUAGCAGUACUUCAAGGAAGAGUCCUUCACCUAAAAGGCGACGCAGAAUUCGGCUGCAUCAGGAACGCGUACGUAUACCCCAGCCAAAGUUGGACACCUGUGGUUUGGGCUACGAGCCAUUUCAGGAUGCACCCGAGUUCCGUAGGCAUCACGAUCGGAGACGGAAAUUGGCGCAAGAACGAGCCCAGGUUUCCAACCAUGAUGUUUACCGGCUUUCGGAUGUCGUCAAAGGUGAUAAUGGCGCCCACAAUGAGAUCCAGUCCAAGUUUCGGUGUCCAACAAUUGAUGCAGACGAUCCAUACGUGUCGUACGAAACAGUAGAAGAUUUUGUUGGGAAACGGUCGGUAGGAGGCUUUGCUCUUCAUGAAGAUGUGGAUGAUGCUUACGAUGCGGCAAGUCUCAGCAAAAAUUCGGGGAAGGUGAAUAUUGAUACAGAGGCCUACGAUACUGUUUUAUACGAGAACGGUAGCGAUAGUGAGGCAGAUGCGGAUUCCAAAAUAGAUGUUAAGGAAGCCGUGGGGAGUAUCUUUGCUGCAUGGGCAACUUCUAGUAAGACGCAAAGUUCCAAAAAGGUAAAUGAAAGCGCUGGAGUCACCUCCGACGGUCGAUCACCCUUACCAGGUUUCGUCAUGGGAGGUUCGGCUGAUGCCCAGACUUCGAAAUUAGAAAACCAGCGCUAUCGUGGUCCAGAUAUACCGCAAGACUACGAGGAAAGGCGACACCAGUUUGGUCCGGACGAGCAUCCCCUUGUCUUUCAAACGUUGUCGAAAGCGGAAAUACUCAAACAAGAGGACGCUCGAAAAGAGGUUGUCGCUCAACAAGCUCUCCUAGACAAUAUCACUAUCCCAGUAUCGAAAGCUGCACCUCCCAAUUCUGACAGGCCAAUGGCAGGCAAGGCGUUUUUCAGCCUUGCUGAAGCCAUGAAAAAUCGGUUUACUCCCGAGGGUGUCCAAGAAACUAACCAAACCGAAGUGGCUAGCUCAGAACAUGCGAGCCAACAUCAUGAUACCACCGACGUUUUAGACCAAGGCAAGGUUGACAAAGGAAACUCAUCCACUGCGAUCAAGGCCGUCUCCGUCCAACGAACCGUCGUUCCGUUUACACCAGCUCCCCUUUUGUGCAAACGGUUUCACGUACCGGCAUUCGCGAGUGACCAAUCACUGACACCUUUUGACACGAAGAUUACCGAAGCUUCCUACUUUCAAGAUGAGAUUUUGAACAAAAUGGAUCGAGCGCAGGCUACCUCUGCGAAGCUAAUGAAGAGGGUACCCGUUCGAACAGAACUACCGCCACUACCACAAUCUGACGAAAUGGGUUUGAAGCGUCGACCGCCCAUGGCUUUAUACAAGUCCAUAUUUGAGCCCGAGUCCGAGGACGCGGCAACGUCAAGUGAAGAGGACGACGAGAAAGACAGAGACGAUACCCCAACAGCCUCUAGAGACGGCGAUUUGCGUUUAGUUGCGUUCAAAGAUGACAUGAUUGAUGAAGACCGCCUUGUACCGUAUGAUGAAUUGAGUGGAAAUGCUGCGAAAGAAAUUUCUGCAAAAGGCAAGCAGCGACGACAGCCAUCAAGAUCUCGAUCACCAGCAAAUAUCAUCCGACCGACAGAAACGGCGUGA